Molecule: messenger RNA, 183 nt
Organism: Henningerozyma blattae CBS 6284
Lineage: Eukaryota; Fungi; Ascomycota; Saccharomycetes; Saccharomycetales; Saccharomycetaceae
Gene: TOM7
Product: Tom7p
Exons: 1
Coding region: 1-183 (60 amino acids)
Biological process (GO): protein insertion into mitochondrial outer membrane; protein import into mitochondrial matrix
Cellular component (GO): mitochondrial outer membrane; mitochondrial outer membrane translocase complex
Source: RefSeq, a predicted model, not a curated record
AUGGUUUCCUUACCUUCCUUCAUUUUAAGCGACGAAUCUAAAGAACGUAUGAACAAAGUUUGGAACUUGGCUCAUGGUAUUACACAUUAUGGCUGGAUUCCAUUCAUCUUAUAUUUGGGCUGGGCUAGCUCUCCAAAUAAACCAAACUUUUUGAACUUAUUAUCGCCAUUACCAAGUGUCUAA